AUGACCCCAGACACCGAGAGAAGCCUUACUCUGCCGCCGCUGAGAUUUCCCGGUGCGAGCACGUCCAAACCCGAUUCACCAGGUCUCAGAUACAAUAUGCCAGCACCCACAGCAAUGAAGAGGACAUUCAGCCCCGGCUCCUCUAUCCAAGAGACAUCCUUGAAAGAUGGGGCUCGACCUGGGAUGCCUCCUGCCCAUUGUCCACCACCACCCCCUCCGAGUGGUAGCGAUAUUAUCGAACCGGAUGUCAGUGGCGAUGGGGAUGACGACGAUGAAGAGGCGGAGUUAUUCGCCGAUGCAUUGAUAUACACGCGGGCGGACGGUACCAAAAGCUACAGAUACCGUCCUGGAACCAGUUAUUUUCGGUAA
Molecule: messenger RNA, 369 nt
Organism: Fonsecaea pedrosoi CBS 271.37
Lineage: Eukaryota; Fungi; Ascomycota; Eurotiomycetes; Chaetothyriales; Herpotrichiellaceae
Exons: 1
Coding region: 1-369 (122 amino acids)
Source: RefSeq, a predicted model, not a curated record